GCGACCGUGCCCGGGGGCGGAGGGGAGCGGAGUUUGCGGGCGAGAAGGAAGUUCAGCUCCGUGGAGAAGACUGGCAUUUCAGGACGCCCUGAAGCCACCGGCUGGGCCCUCGGGGCGCAGUGAACUUCACGGUAGCCUCGCAAGCCGGGAGGAGGCGUGCGCGUGGACGAUGCCGGGCAUCGCUCCCGGUUCCUGAAAGUCAGCCCCGCUCCCCGACGCCCCGCUCCUCAGCCAGCUGCUCCGGAGAGCUCGGGGGCAGCGCACGUGUGCGGACGGGGAGUGACCGCGCCGUGACCCGCCCAGGGGCCAGGGCGUCGGCCGCCGCGCGGUCCUGAUUCGGACGCACCUGGCUGGGACCUUGCGCUUGUUUCAGAGACUUGCCCGGGAGCGCGGGGCUCCCCCCCCUCCCCCCCCAGCGAUCGUCUCUUCGCCUCCCCUCCAGCCUGGGCUACUUGGGGGCGCCCCCGGACGACCAUGAGAGAUAAGGACUGAGGGCCAGGAAGGGGAAGAGAGCCCGCUGAGAGGUGGCGGGGGCGGAUCACACCCAGGGCCACCGCGGCCUCGCUCCGCAGCGCGACGCCCCGCGGUCCCCGCGGGGGUAGCCCGGCCGGGCUGGGAUGCCGGGGCUGGGGCGGAGGGCGCAGUGGCUGUGCUGGUGGUGGGGGCUGCUGUGCAGCUGCUGCGGGCCCCCGCCACUUUGGCCGUCCGUGCCCGCGGCGGCCGCCGCCACCGCCGGGGGACAGCUGCUGGUGGACGGCGGGAGCCCGACCCGUGCCGAGCCGCCGCCGCCGCAGUCCUCGUCCUCGGGCUUCCUGUACCGGCGCCUCAAGACGCACGAGAAGCGGGAGAUGCAGAAGGAGAUCUUGUCGGUGCUGGGGCUCCCGCACAGGCCCCGGCCCCUGCACGGCCUCCAGCCAGCGCACCCCCCAGCCCUCGCGCAGCGGCUGGCGGAGGAGCCCCCUCCGGGGCGGCUGAAGUCUGCGCCCCUCUUCAUGCUGGAUCUGUAUAACGCCCUGGCCACCGACGACGACGAGGAGGACGGGGCAUCGGAGGGGAACGCGCGUCAGCCUGGGCUGCACCGAGGGGCCAGCUCGCCCCAGCUGCGGCCGCCGUCUCCUGGCGCAGGACACCCGUUCCACCGCAAGAGCCUCCUGGCCGCGGGCCCUGGCGGGGGCGACGGCACAACUCCACUGACCAGCGCGCAGGACAGCGCCUUCCUCAACGACGCGGACAUGGUCAUGAGUUUCGUGAACCUGGUGGAGUACGACAAGGAGUUCUCCCCUCGCCAGCGACACCACAAAGAGUUCAAGUUCAACUUAUCCCAGAUUCCUGAGGGUGAGGCGGUGACGGCUGCAGAAUUCCGCAUCUACAAGGACUGUGUUGUGGGCAGUUUUAAAAACCAAACUUUUCUUAUCAGCAUUUAUCAAGUCUUACAGGAGCAUCAGCACAGAGACUCGGACCUAUUUUUGUUGGACACUCGAGUUGUGUGGGCCUCGGAAGAAGGCUGGCUGGAAUUUGACAUCACAGCCACUAGCAACCUGUGGGUGGUGACCCCGCAGCACAACAUGGGGCUGCAGCUGAGUGUGGUGACACGGGAUGGGCUCCACAUCAACCCCCGUGUGGCAGGCCUGGUGGGCAGAGACGGCCCUUAUGACAAGCAGCCCUUCAUGGUGGCCUUCUUCAAAGUGAGUGAGGUCCACGUGCGCACCACCAGAUCCGCCUCCAGUCGGCGCCGACAACAGAGUCGAGAUCGCUCCACUCACGCCCAAGACGUGUCCCGGGUCUCCAGCGCUUCAGAUUACAACAGCAGUGAACUGAAAACGGCCUGCAGGAAGCAUGAGCUUUAUGUGAGUUUCCAAGACCUAGGAUGGCAGGACUGGAUCAUCGCACCGAAGGGCUACGCUGCCAACUACUGUGACGGGGAGUGCUCCUUCCCGCUCAACGCCCACAUGAACGCCACCAACCACGCCAUCGUGCAGACCCUGGUUCACCUUAUGAAUCCUGAGUAUGUCCCCAAACCGUGCUGCGCACCAACCAAACUGAACGCCAUCUCAGUUCUUUACUUUGAUGACAACUCCAAUGUCAUCCUGAAAAAAUACAGGAAUAUGGUCGUAAGAGCUUGUGGAUGCCAUUAAGUAGAAGCGUCACUGGGGACACCUGUUCCACUCGGAUUCCUGUACUCACCUGCCUUACCAGCCAUACAAGCACAGUGGAAAUGGGACAGAGGCCAAAACCACCUCCCGCCGGUGCCUUAUUGCCCAAUGAAGAUUUUUAGAUCUCAUUAAUGAAAUCCUUUUCACUAGGUAAAAAAGAUCUCAUUAAUGAGAUCCUUUUCACUAGGUAAAAAACUGCGAGUGAGUAGUUACGUGUCUGUAAGAAACUGAGUUUGGACAUUUGCAGUAUGAGGUCUCAGUAAUGCACAAAUAGUGAAUGCCACCACCACUCCCAAAUUAGUUUUAGCUUUAAUUUAGAUCAAGCUAUUCAUAGUAUUAAUGAUCUUGAAGGGUGGACUUGUCACAGAGGAGGGGGUGGUGUUCCUGUUCAUAGAUCUCAUGCCAGGAAGGAUAGUUUCACACAGCCUGGACUGUAAGCAGGCUCUAGAAGUGCCUUUUUGUCUAUCUGUGGCUACAUUUGUGCUGGAGUUGUAUUAGUAUAAAAUAGCAUAAAACUAUUCAGUCCAAACAACCCAUGUCCACACCUCCCCCUUCCCACAGUUGUAUUGUUAGGACCCAAAGUGGCACAGUUGCUGGGGAAGGAGAUGGGGGAAGGCAGUGGCCUUCAGUUUACCAGGUAGUGUGAAAAGCAGUGCUACACCUCUUCAUGGGACUGGCUCUGAGAAGCACCCAGUCUAGUUCACUCACACAGCCUUCUGCCUCUUAGUGUACAGUAGCUACCCACGCUGCAGGGUUACCAGUGGGGAAAGGGCACCCUGCCUCCACAAGGGCUAAAGCCACGCGUGUGCUGUUUAUGAACCAGAAUCACAAUGUCUCUUGUAGAAAGCAAGGCUCAGAUGAAAUCUUUAGAAUAUUUUUUAAAAGUCUUUCUCACAAUCAUGUACUGGGAAACCAAUUUCAUACUAAACUGAUUAAAUACGUUUAUAAUCUA
This is a messenger RNA of Dipodomys spectabilis (banner-tailed kangaroo rat), 3105 nucleotides long. It is a transcript of the gene Bmp6, whose product is annotated as bone morphogenetic protein 6. Bases 618 to 2135 code for a protein of 505 amino acids. Gene Ontology annotation, biological process: SMAD protein signal transduction. Gene Ontology annotation, cellular component: extracellular region. Lineage: Eukaryota; Metazoa; Chordata; Mammalia; Rodentia; Heteromyidae. Gene Ontology annotation, molecular function: cytokine activity; growth factor activity. The record is from RefSeq and is a predicted model, not a curated record. The transcript is spliced from 7 exons.